Conger conger (European conger) is the source of this 5131-nucleotide messenger RNA. RefSeq names its product semaphorin-4A-like. The record is from RefSeq and is a predicted model, not a curated record. Gene Ontology annotation, biological process: axon guidance; negative chemotaxis; neural crest cell migration. The transcript has 15 exons. NCBI's taxonomy places the organism in Eukaryota, Metazoa, Chordata, Actinopteri, Anguilliformes, Congridae. The coding region runs from base 463 to 2877 and encodes 804 amino acids. Gene Ontology annotation, molecular function: chemorepellent activity; semaphorin receptor binding.
UCCGUGUGCCUUUGUUGGUGAAGUAGAGCUACAAGAUCGAAAGAAGGGGUCUGGGGAGUCUUGUGAGCGAAGUGGUCCAUGUUCUGUGCUCCAGUGUGACUAAUAUCCACGGAUUUAUUAAAAGCUUGACUCGAGUCAAAAAGGGAACAAAUUGAGCCUGAAUCGGGGGACAACGUUCACGCGGGGGCGCGAGACGUCAACUCGGGGGGGAAAUGGAAGAAUUCAGACAGUUUAAAAUCGGGCGAUGCGCAUUUUGUGGAGAGAUGCAGCGGCUCGGUCUGGCCGGCACCAGGGGAAGUGCCACAGCGGAGUGCUCUUCGUGAGUCUGAGCUCGUCUCCCGGCAACCGCCUUCAGACACCCGCCACCGCGCCCUGACCGCCGCGGGCCAAACGCCACCGCCAAACCGCGCUGCUGAAGAAGACCGCGCGCCUGCCUCUCUCUCUCUCACCUCCUGCUCAGCCAUGGCUCUCUGGAGGCUGGCCUGGGUCGUCAUGGCGAUGCUUCCUGCCUGCCCGUGUCGGUUGGUCCCACGCGUCUCCUUCUCCGCCGGAAGUCCCGGUAGAUUACUCACCGUGUUCACCAACCCCAACAUCACCAACACCACCACGCUGUUGCUAGGCAAGGACGGGGAGACGCUGGUCGUGGGCGCGCGAGACGCCGUGAUCUCAUUAGACGUGGGCCGGCCAGGCGUCAUGGAGAUGAAGAGCAAGGUGGACUGGUUCCCGUCUUCUGAAGACCUGGAGCAUUGCUCCGUGAAGGGACAGAAAACGAAGGACUGCCACAACUUCAUCCGUGUGCUUCAGUUCCUCAACUCCACCCACAUGUAUGCCUGCGGAACCUUCGCCUUCAGCCCCCAGUGCGCCUACAUCGACUCCCGCGACUUCGCCCUGACCUACGGUCCGAGCGGGGAACCGGACACGGGCCGCGGCCGCUGCCCGUACAACCCCUACCAGAGGAACACCGCCAUCACCGUCCACGGGGAGCUGUACGUCAGUGGCGUGGCGGACUACCUGGGCAUCCGGCCGGUCAUCUCCCGCUACCUGAGCAAGGGGAGCCGCGACCUGAAGCUGGACGACACACCAGGCCUGCUGGACGAACCCACAUUCAUCAGCUCAGCCUUCAUCCCCAGUGAGGAGAAGGUGUACUUCUUCUUCCGAGAGGUGGGGGGGGAGUACGACUUCUUCGAAAAGUUAAUUGUGCCCCGAAUCGCCCAGGUCUGCACGAGUGACAUGGGCGGGCAGCGUACCCUGCAGAAGCGAUGGACCACCUUCGUGAAAGCGCAGCUCCUCUGCCAGGCCACCAACGAGCUGCCCUACAACAUCCUGCAGGACGUCGUCACCCUCCCGCCACCAGAGGGCGCCACCGACGACGAGACCCUGUUCUACGGCAUCUUCGGCUCGCAGUGGCCCGGGGGGAACUCAGGAAAGUCGGCCGUGUGCGCGUUCCAGCUCAGAGACGUGAAGAAGGUGUUCUCCGGGAACUACAAGGUGCUGAACCGGGACACGUUACGCUGGAGCACCCGGCUACAGGAGAAGGAAGCCAACCCAGGAGAGUGCGGGCUGCACAACGCGUCAGACAGCACCCUGAGGUUCGUGAAGGAGAACUUCCUGGCGGACCUCGGCGUGCCCCCCCACGGGAAGGCCCCGGCCCUGGUGUCAGCUGACCAUCGCUACCGCAGGAUCGCGGUCCAGACGACCCGCGGAGCCGACGGCAGGGACUACACCGUGCUCUUCCUGCUCACCGAGUCCGGCUUCCUGCAGAAAGUGGUGCUGCUGGACCAGGGACCGCACAUCAUCGAGGAGGUGCAGGUCUUCCAGCAGCCUCAGGCCGUCAGUAACCUCCUGCUCUCCGUCUCUAAGGGCGUGGUCUUCGUGGGCACCUCCCACGGGGUGGUCCGGGUGCCCGUGUCCAACUGCUCGUACUACUGGAGCUGUGCGGAGUGUGUGCUGUCCCGGGACCCCUUCUGUGCCUGGGACCCCCACAGACAGGCCUGCGCUGAGGUCUCCAGCAUCCCAGCCGACGCAAGCCAAGAUGUGGCAGGGGUAAACGUGGCAGGGAUGUGCAGUGAGGCCACCAUAACCCCCAGAGCCAGAUCUGGCCAACCCAGGACCCCCACAGAGGAGGAGGUGCUGGUGUCCCUGAACGAGGUGGUGACACUGCGCUGCCCCGGGACCUCCAGGCUGGCCUCCCUGCUCUGGGAUGGCCCCAGCGGGCCCCUGGCCCCGGAGCUGUACCUCCAGCGAGACGACGGGCGGCUGAGCUUCCUGGCCUCGGCCCUCACGCUGGGGCCCCACCGGUGCUACUCGCUGGAGAGCGGCCACCAGCAGGCCCUGGCGCUGUACGCCGUGACGCAGAGAGACGCGCCAGCAGGGGGCCCCGCCCAAACCCCCACGCCGGGCGCGGCCCCCACCAGGGGCGUCACCCCCUCGGCCCCCGCGCGGCAGCCAGGAGGAGGGCCCGCGGCCGAGACCACGUCCGAGGCCCCGUCCCACACCGCCGCUCCCGAACCCACGACGGGUUCCAGGGCCCCCGUUCCCGCGGCGACCCGGAACCCGAGCGCGGCCGAGCGGCCCGGGCCCGCCCCCGACCCGCCGCAGGGGCGGAGCUACUACGAGGAGCUGGUGGCGGUGUCGGUGCUGCUGGCGCUGGCGCUGUGCGCCCUGACCGCCGGGGCGCUCUGCUGGCUGCGCCAGCGCUGCAGGCGCAAGGCCGCCCCCCAGGUGUACCCCCGCCGGGCCUCGGAGGCAGACGUGCCCCAGGAGCACGACCCCCUCGCCCCCGACGCCCCCAAACUGCAGCAGAGCAAGCCUCCGCUCGCCCUGGAGAACGGCUCGCUAACGGGCUCCAACGGACACCUGCCCAACACCCCCAUCUAGGGCCUGAGGCCCGACGCAAACCCCGCCCGCUCUGUGCUCACCGUUUAUAAGUGAAGUUCCUGACCUCAUCUUCGUCCAACUUCCUGUACCCUGAGCCAGAGAAACCGGAGUGAUGACUCACGAGUCCGCGUACUGUCCCUUUAAACCUGAUGUAAACGAGGACGCUUGUUGUUUGUAUCGCAUUGUAAAACCCAAACGGGACUGAAGUAUCAGAUGGAACACGUCUAUGCCCGUGGACUCCACUGGGGGGCGAUAGAGUGUAACUUGUGAGUGCGCGUGAACGUGUGCGUGAAUGUGUGUGUUUGUGAACGCGUGUGUGUGUGUGUGAUGCGAUUCUGGACUGCUUUUGUACAUUUUACAUUUUCCAGAAAGAAAAGAGCCAAUAUGCCGAUCUGUAGAAUGUAUGUGGGAGACUCUGACUCUGGGGUGUAAGUCACAUUCUCAAUGCUUCACAGUUUCAGUCCUUUCAGAACUUUCUAGAAACACGGUAGUGCACUGGGGGAAGCCACAAGACACCGAGACCUGUAUGGUACUAGAGGAAGAUCCCUGAAGUUAAUGAAUCACUAUGAAAUGGUCACAACAGGAACCUGAAGCCAAAAGGAGGCCAUUUUGAAUCGGAGCUCAGGGGGGAGACUCUUAUAAUGACAGUUGUGCGUAACACAAGAUGGAGGCUGUGAUAUUUUGCUGUGUUGAUUAGAUUCAUCAGUUAUAGUUAUAGUUAUUUAUCAGAAGUGUAGCUACUCCUUGCUACCAAAUGAAACCUCGCUAACUAGAUCUUAACCGCCUCUGUAUAAUUUUAGGUAGUCAGCAUGGACUUCAGCUGAUUAUAGACAUUCAAUGAACUUGUGCGACUUCAUGAGAAUAUGACAAUAUGCGAGAAAAGCACAUAAUUUUAUAUUUUUCAAUUGUUACAAUUUUGUAGGAAGUGAGUUUUUCGUGAUGGAUUCAGACGCAUUGCACCUAUGAGAUUUAAAGUGAAGCGUUAAAUGAAAUGUCGCCCUACAGUGUAAAGUAACUGCUCUCUGUAUAUUUAAGGUAACUAACUCAAGUUGUUAAUGGGUACGGCCUUAACAAAAUAUUCCAUUAACUCCAUCAACCCCACGAACCCCCCAUCAGAAUGGACCAAAUCUAAGGACCGUCAACAAGCUAGAGAUGAUACAAGUGUCAUCAAAACUGAAGUAAUUUUGAUGAUGUCAGUAUAUGAAUACAGUAGCUGCCUGACUUUGGGAACGUAUGCAUGGUGACCUAUGGGCAGUUUUGGUGGAAGUAUCUAAAAUAAACCCGAGCUUUGUGAAUAUAGGUGAGCCCCUGGCUCCAGCAGCAAUGCAGUGGGAGUGAUAUUUAUAUCCCAUCAUGCCCUUAUACACAUUCUUAAACGAGCGGUCAGUCAGCGGGAUAGAAGAAGAAGAAAAAGAAGAAGAAGAAGGAGGAGAAGGUGUACUUCAUUGAACCCCAUGGGGGUGAUGUGUCCUCUGCAUUUGACCCAUCCUAGUUACUGAGGAGGCAGUGGGCAGCCACAGUGCAGUGCAAUGUGGGGUUAAGGGCCUUGCUCAAGGGCCCAACAGCUGUGCUUAUCGUGGCUACACUGGGGCUUGAACCACCAAGUAGGCAAUGGGUUCCAGUCAAUUACCUUAGCCACUACGCUGCAGGCUGUACAGUUUGGUGGACACAAAGUCAAUUAUAAUUACUUUGACUUCUACUUCCUGGGUUUACAAGAUUUCAUCUCUAGCAUCUUUUGUGCUGCUUCCUCAUCCUUGAAUCAACACAUCUUCCUCUAACUUUCAGUGCUGCAGUCUUUUAUUCAUUUAUCGGUAAUGUUUUAAUUCCUGUAGAACAAGCAGACCUCUUAACUAAUGUUGUGCAGAAAUGAAUCUAGUUUCUGGUUAUAAAAUGUAUUCUUUCAACCUUGACUGGAUCUGAACAUGCAUAUCGGAAAAAUCACUCAACUUUUGAGAUUGCCAAAUUUGUAUUUUUGUUUUUUACAUGUGUAGAUUAAGAAAUGUUUUGCUUGGUGGCAAUAGAAGCACAGAAAUAUUGAGAAGUAAUAUCUGUAAGCAAUUCUGAUCAAUAACAGGUUAAAAAAAGUGUUUUUUCCUUCAACUUUAAAAUUAUGGUACUUUUUUUCUCUGUUGGAAUUUAUCCUGUGUAACAGCUUUUUUAUUGAGAAACUUGUUUCAUCUUUAUUUUUAUACAGAGUUUACCUGGCUGUUGCAGAGUUUGGCAAAUAAAUAUAUCAUGUUCAAACAGGGGAAAA